GGAUGCGCGUCGCGCUGGCAAAACCUCUUGAUAACCCAGGCACAGUAAUGCGAAAGUGGCGGCGUGAGUUCAUCAGCUGGCGUGGCUGAAAUCCCUCCUCCGCUCCGCGGGAUUGUGGAUUGUGAAAAGUGCCAGGAGAGCAACCAAACAGGACCCGGACUACAACAGUUCUCGAGGAUUGUCACUCCGCUGCCUUUCAACGGGAGGUUCCCCCAGUUUUCGCCUGACAGCACACCUCCCGGAGCCAAGACGUUGUUCCGCGUAGACCCGGGUUGCCCCAGUCCGAGCAGCGCAGUCCGUGUGGGAAGGUCGGCACUCGGCGUCCUGCAGGCCGGAGACAUGAUGGUCCACUGUGCCGGGUGCGAACGGCCCAUCCUGGACCGGUUCCUCCUCAACGUGCUGGACAGAGCCUGGCACGCCAAGUGCGUCCAGUGCUGUGACUGCAACUGCAACCUCACCGAGAAGUGCUUCUCCAGGGACGGAAAGCUCUAUUGUAAAAUGGACUUUUUCAGGCGGUUUGGCACAAAAUGCGCGGGCUGUCUGCAGGGAAUCUCGCCAAACGACUUGGUGCGCAAAGCCCGAAGCAAGGUGUUUCAUCUGAACUGCUUCACCUGCAUGGUGUGCAACAAGCAGCUGUCCACGGGAGAGGAACUCUAUGUGAUAGACGAGAACAAGUUUGUGUGCAAAGAAGAUUAUCUGAGCUCCGGGACCAUUAAGGAAGUCAACUUGAACUCAGUGUCGUCGUGUACAGAUCGGAGUUUAUCGCCGGAUCUGCAGGACCCAACACAGGACGACGUAAAAGAGACGGACAAUUCAACGUCCUCAGAUAAGGAAAUGAACAAUAUAGAGAAUGAGGAGCAGAACUCGGGGGCCAAAAGGCGGGGGCCCCGGACCACCAUCAAGGCCAAGCAGCUGGAAACGUUAAAGGCCGCGUUUGUCGCCACGCCGAAACCGACCCGGCACAUCCGAGAACAGCUGGCCCAGGAAACGGGACUAAACAUGCGGGUCAUUCAGGUCUGGUUCCAGAACAGAAGAUCCAAAGAGAGACGGAUGAAGCAGCUGAGUGCUCUGGGGGCCCGCCGGCACGCCUUCUUCAGGGGCCCGAGAAGGAUGAGGCCCCUGGGAGGGAGGCUGGAGGAUCCAGACAUUUUAGGACCUGCGGCCUAUGGUUACUAUGGAGAAUAUCAGGGUGACUAUUACGGACCAGGGAGUAACUACGACUUCUUCCCUCACGGGCCUCCGUCCUCUCAGGCUCAGUCUCCGGCCGAGUCCCCUUACAUCCUGGGCUCUGGACCCGGAGCCAUGGAGGGAUCAGGCCACCACCCUUCAGACGACCACAGAUUCGCAGACAUGAUCUCCCACGCAGAAACCCCCAGUCCGGAGCCGGGCUUACCGAACUCCAUGCAUCCUGUCCCAGGGGAGGCCUACGGGGGUGGACCCAGUCCCCCCUUCUCCUUGGCCAGUAACUCCAGCUACAGUGCUCCUAUGUCCCACCAAGGCCAGGAGAUGGGAGAAACCACAGCCUGGUAAAGGACAAGCCAAUUGGACCAUUCCUGGACUGAAUAUCAGUCUCAUUAAUUCAGGAGAUGAAACUGAAAACAAACACUGUGGAGAGAAACGUACAGCUGAAAUUUCUCUGGUGGACUUUUUAGAGUGGUUUUCCCAGCUGAUGGACAUGGAAUCAAGACUAGGGUAGUUUGCAAACUGCCGCCCAGUUAGCGCUCCAACUCCAUGGAUUACUGGACUUGAAUUAGAAAAAAAGCUUCUCGCCUUCCCCUUGAUUUUAUCGAAAGUAUCUCCUACUGCUCUAGAAACACAUUAGAGAGAAAUGCCAAAGGGGACAUCUUUAGUUUCUUAUUUCUCACCACACUUUUUAAAAAUGUUGCUUCAAAGCGAUAUUAGUUUGCUCAUCCUUUUGCUCUCUUCCUGUCUUUAUUGCUGCUCUACAAAGGACCAGGCGUUAAUAUGCUUUAAUGUUCAACACAUAUGUGGCAAUCAAGACAGGAUAUGUUAAGUCAGAAUCAUUGCUCAUUUUUAACAUUCAUUCACUCGACAUGUCAAAUCAAAGGCUGGAUGGAAGCGACAUCCACACACACGCGUAUAUACAACACCUCUGGCAUUGACUUUCUCAGCACACAUCUCAGCUGUAAAGCCCUUUAAUGCGUGAAAGCAUUCUUGAUCAUAGCUUAAAAGAAGGAUGUCUAUACCAUUAUUCAAAACAUGGACACAAUUAUAUAGACACUUGUACCCACACAUACACAAAUCUCACACCCAUCCAAGCAGCCCUGAUAGUUCUGCUUCGCACGCUGCUUCACCUGACCUUCCUUUUGUUACUGUCCCUUUUAAAAACAUGUUUUAAUGGAAAUGAUUUUCAAAAGAACAUUGAGCCCAUAAUGGAGAAUCUCCUUCAACAGCUGAGGUCUCCUUCCUCUAAAGAGACAAAACAAAAGAGGGGGGAGACAACAUCUGUGACAUUACCUCUGUCUGCUCAGAAGCACUCAGCGCCAUCUAGUGGCCACGGUUUUAAGACACACAAACCAAAAUCGGCUCAAGGCAGCAGCGCAGUCCAGGCCUCUGUAACACCUUUGUACAGCAGUGGACAAAUUCUAUUAAUAGUCCUGAGAAAAGAGGGGACUCUGGACUUGUGGGAGGUUUUAUAGUAGUCAGCACAAAUCCUCCCAUAAGUUUAGACUUUAACUACACUACUACUACUACUACUGUCUCAUCAUACACAACAUGUCUUACACAAACACAUCUGACACUUGUAACAGUGAGUUAGCGCUGUUUGAAAAUUGUUUUAAGACACUUUGUGUUUCCUUUGGACAUUGUAUAAGAUCUAGAAAGAAUGUGUUUUAUUUCUGAUGUACUGAGAUAUUCUUGGAUACAAAUGUGUGUGAGUGUGUUGAUGUGUGAGUGUCUGAAUGCUUGGUGCGCGUGUGUGCGAUUGUGCACGUUUAAGGGGGGGAAGAGGCAAGGCUGUAUUAUUUCUAUGUAAAUAGCACUGGUAAUAAAACCUUCUCUUACAACUU
This is a messenger RNA of Monopterus albus (swamp eel), 3029 nucleotides long. RefSeq names its product LIM homeobox 5 (gene lhx5). Gene Ontology annotation, biological process: regulation of transcription by RNA polymerase II; neuron differentiation. The transcript is spliced from 6 exons. The coding region runs from base 340 to 1530 and encodes 396 amino acids. Gene Ontology annotation, cellular component: nucleus. The record is from RefSeq and is a predicted model, not a curated record. NCBI's taxonomy places the organism in Eukaryota, Metazoa, Chordata, Actinopteri, Synbranchiformes, Synbranchidae. Gene Ontology annotation, molecular function: DNA-binding transcription factor activity, RNA polymerase II-specific; RNA polymerase II transcription regulatory region sequence-specific DNA binding; zinc ion binding.